Molecule: messenger RNA, 774 nt
Organism: Plectropomus leopardus (leopard coralgrouper)
Lineage: Eukaryota; Metazoa; Chordata; Actinopteri; Perciformes; Serranidae
Gene: olig4
Product: oligodendrocyte transcription factor 4
Biological process (GO): sensory organ development; axon development; positive regulation of transcription by RNA polymerase II
Cellular component (GO): nucleus
Molecular function (GO): DNA-binding transcription factor activity, RNA polymerase II-specific; protein dimerization activity; E-box binding
Source: RefSeq, a predicted model, not a curated record
AUGGACUCUGACUCUGGCUCCAUUUGCAGCCGUUCCUCAUCCCCAGACCUGGUGGUGGAUGACUCUGCUGGGAGCUUCUUCUCCAACAAGAUGUUCCAGACAUACUGCCAAGAAAACAGAGCAGACAGCGAGGCCGGCCAGGCCAGGGUGGAGCGCUGCAGCGGGGGCGGUAAGACCAAAAACAGGUCUGAGCUCAGCAAGGAUGAGGUGCAAGAUCUGAGACUGAAAGUGAACAGCCGGGAGAGGAAAAGGAUGCACGAUCUGAACCAGGCCAUGGACGGACUAAGAGAGGUCAUGCCCUACGCUCACGGGCCUUCAGUCCGCAAACUGUCAAAAAUCUCCACGCUGCUGUUAGCUCGCAACUACAUCCUUAUGUUGUCCAGCUCUUUGGAGGAGAUGAAGAAACUGGUGGGAGAUGUGUAUGGAGGCAGUGCUGCUCAGAGUCGCACCGCUGCUCACCCUGCUAUCACCCCUGCUGCACCAACAGCCCACCUCCCUCUGCACCCUUUGGCCCAGUCUCUGCACUCUCUUGUGGCCAGCACGCCCUCAGCUCUCCAGCAUCACUCGCCUUCUCCUGCUGCAGCCCCGGCCCCGCACUCCCCUCCGUCCGCCAGCUUCCUGGGAUUUCACACUCCAGUCCAGGGCCUUCUGAAGGACCCCCUCCACCUGGCCGGCUCCUACAGGCACUUCCCCGGCAUGCCCUGUCCCUGCUCACUUUGCCAACCUCUGCCCACCACUACCUCCACAUUACAUAGCCUGUCGAUGAGCAAGUGA